AUGAAGUUCUACACACUCUUGUCGCUAUUCACGGCCCUGGCUUCGGCCCUUCCGGUCAGCGAUGAGCAACCUCGUGCGCUCGAGGCCCGCCAGUUCUCCAGCCGAAAUGACCUCGAGCGCGGCUCCUCCGCCGCUUGCCCCCGCGUGAUCUUCAUCUAUGCCCGCGCUACCGGCGAGCCCGGCAACAUGGGCACAUCCGCUGGCCCCGCCGUGGCACGCGUCCUGGAAGCCCAAUACCGCAAUGCCGUCUGGGUCCAGGGCGUCGGCGGCGCCUACCGCGCAGACCUCCUCUCGAACCUCCAGCCUGCCGGUGCGUCCGGCGCCGCCAUCGCCGAGGCCCGCCGCCUGCUCGACCUCGCGGCCUCCAAGUGCCCGUCCGCCCGCGUCGUCACGGGCGGCUACAGCCAGGGGUCGGCCGUCAUGGCCGGUGCGCUGGGCGGUGCGUCACAGCGGACGAAGAGCCAGGUACAGGGCGUCGUUCUGUUCGGGUACACGCGCAACGCGCAGACCGGGGGCCGCGUGCCGGGGUUCCCGGUCGAGAGGACGAGGGUCUUCUGCCGGGCUGGGGACAUGGUCUGUCGUGGGUCGUUGAUGGUUGGACCGGCGCAUUUCGGGUAUGCGGGCGACGCUGCUGGGCCGGCGCCGCAGUUUUUGAUUCAGAGGAUCGGGGCCUAG
Molecule: messenger RNA, 675 nt
Organism: Verticillium alfalfae VaMs.102
Lineage: Eukaryota; Fungi; Ascomycota; Sordariomycetes; Glomerellales; Plectosphaerellaceae
Product: cutinase-2
Exons: 2
Coding region: 1-675 (224 amino acids)
Biological process (GO): carbohydrate catabolic process
Cellular component (GO): extracellular region
Molecular function (GO): cutinase activity
Source: RefSeq, a predicted model, not a curated record